CUUCUCUCCCUUACACGACCGUUACCGUACAGUACAGUCAAUCGUGACCGAGGAUGUUGUCCAGACACAUUGACCCAGAGGAGAUCAUCCAGAAAUGCAGGGAACAUCCCCACAAGAAGCAUGGUAGUGAAGGAGGACGCCGAGGAUACCACCAGUCCUGGAGACGCGACGAGGAUGCUUCCACCAUCCCCAAAUAUGUCAUGCCUCGGGUCGGUAUCCCAGCCAAGUCUGCGUACCAAGUGCUGCACGAUGAAACCGCUCUGGACGGGAACCCUCUGCUCAACCUCGCUUCAUUCGUCCAUACUUGGAUGCCAGAGGAAGCCGACAAGUUGAUCAUGGAGAACAUCAACAAGAAUAUCGUUGACCUGGACGAGUAUCCCGCGGCUUCUAUCAUCCACAACCGCUGCGUCUCCAUGCUUGCUGAUCUAUGGAAAGCGCCCAAGGAAGGCAAGGUCAUCGGUACCGCGACAGCGGGUUCUUCCGAAGCCAUCAUGCUCGGUGGUCUCGCCAUGAAGAAGCGCUGGCAAGAGGCGCGUAAAGCCGAGGGAAAGGACUACUACCACCCCAACAUCGUGUUCGGAGCCAACGCCCAAGUCGCCUUGGAGAAGUUCGCCAGGUAUUUUGACGUCGAAGCGCGUUUGGUUCCAGUUAAAGAGGAGAAUGGCUUCAUCAUGGAUCCCCACGACGCGCUGAAGUAUAUUGACGAGAAUACGAUUGGCGUAAUCGUCAUCCUUGGGAGCACCUACACUGGCCAUUUCGAGAAUGUGGAGCUGAUGAGCAAACUUCUCGAUGACUUGCAAGAGCGAACCGGCUUGGACAUCCCCAUCCAUGUUGACGGUGCCUCUGGUGCUUUCAUUGCCCCCUUCGCCUUCCCCAAGCUUAAAUGGAGCUUCGACGUCCCCCGAGUCGUUUCCAUCAACACCUCCGGACACAAGUUCGGUCUCGUUUACGCUGGCAUUGGUUGGGUCCUGUGGAGAGAUGAGAAGUACCUCCAUAAGGACCUCGUUUUUGAACUUCACUAUCUCGGAAGUACCGAAUAUACCUUCACCCUCAACUUCUCCAAACCUGCUGCUCCAGUCAUCGCGCAGAUGUUCAACUUCCUCAACCUUGGAUUUGAAGGCUACAGGAAGAUUGCAUACAAGGACUUGCGUAACGCCAGGAUGCUUUCGAAGGCCUUGGAAAGCACAUACUUCACUGUCAUGAGCAACAUCCAUCGUCGGAUUGAAGCCGAUCCUCAUGAAAAUCGCAACAACCAUGAAGAUUCCCCAGAGGGAUACGAACCCGGAUUGCCUGUCGUUGCUUUCAGGUUGUCAGAUGAGUUUAAACAAGAAUACCCCCACGUCCAACAAGUCUGGAUCCAGCAACUUCUCAGGGCAAAGGGAUGGAUUGUGCCCAACUACAACGCUCCCAAGGGCGCCGAGGAAGUCGAAAUCCUCCGUGUCGUCGUCCGUGAAACCCUGAGCGAAGACCUCAUCGAGCGACUCAUCAUUGACAUCCUCGAGGUUACUGAGAGUACCAUGAAUUCCAAGGAAUCGUUUAUCGCCGUCAGCGCCGCCUCGCAAGUACGAGCCCAUCCCGACCACGAUCAGGCUCGUCCCGAACUCGAGAACUUUGCGGAUGGAACUACCAUCGGUGGGCCUGAGCAGAUGGGUUUCUCCAGUCAGUGUUGAAGCUACAAUGGGCUUUGUUGAUACCAAUGAACUGUUUUGUGGAUUGGAGAUUUGAAGGUAACGGAAGGAAUUCCUGUAAGUUUCGAUAAUCGUAUGAUGGACAUGGUCAUGGACGUGUGUAAUGUGCUUGUUACGUUUAUGAUAAUAUGUCUC
Molecule: messenger RNA, 1823 nt
Organism: Coprinopsis cinerea okayama7#130
Lineage: Eukaryota; Fungi; Basidiomycota; Agaricomycetes; Agaricales; Psathyrellaceae
Product: glutamate decarboxylase
Exons: 12
Coding region: 54-1670 (538 amino acids)
Biological process (GO): L-glutamate catabolic process
Cellular component (GO): cytosol
Molecular function (GO): glutamate decarboxylase activity; pyridoxal phosphate binding
Source: RefSeq, a predicted model, not a curated record